Trachymyrmex septentrionalis is the source of this 2481-nucleotide messenger RNA. RefSeq names its product probable Xaa-Pro aminopeptidase 3. Bases 188 to 1699 code for a protein of 503 amino acids. Gene Ontology annotation, cellular component: mitochondrion. The record is from RefSeq and is a predicted model, not a curated record. Gene Ontology annotation, molecular function: metalloaminopeptidase activity; manganese ion binding. Lineage: Eukaryota; Metazoa; Arthropoda; Insecta; Hymenoptera; Formicidae. The transcript is spliced from 4 exons.
AUGAUUGGUGAUUCCAUAUCAGCUGUGCAAGUCCAAUGGUGACUGCCUUUUGUACAUAUUGCUUUCGGUCAAAAUUUUAUAGGUUAAAUUCUACAUUGAAUGUUACAAAAUAUUACGCUGUCCGAAGUGAACAAGGUACAAAAUAAAAUUUCACAGUGAGCGUCUAACUACCAAAAAUAUUUGAAAUAUGUUCAGUGGCAUGAAAUAUUCGCUGAGAUACAAUCCGAAUAAAUUUGGUUGUCAAUUACUGGCAUGUUUCUCGACGAAAAUUACACUUAAAAGUAAUCUAACGAAGACAGAAUGCACACGAGGUGCUCACCCACACGCAUGUGGACAACCGACGUCAGCAACGCAUUCACACUUGAUAAAGCGUGGCGAGGUACUACCAGGUAUAUCGCUUCAGGAACUUAAGAGAAGACGUUCCAAAUUAGUGGAGUGUGUUACAUUAAUGGCAAAUGCCAAGAAUGUACACAGGCAACAAAUAGUCGUCAUACCUGCGUCAUCCAAGGUUUACAUGUCUGACAAGAUACCAUAUGUCUUUCGGCAAAAUACAGACUUUCUGUACUUCUCUGGGUGUCAGGAACCUGAUAGUAUUCUAGUUCUUACAUGUAGAAAAGAUAAAUCGUCUUAUACUUUAUUUAUGAGAGCAAGAGAUGAACAUUCAGAAUUAUGGGAUGGCCCAAGAACUGGCGUUGAAAUGGCGACAGAAAUGUUUGGCACAGAUUACAGUCUGCCAGUUACAGAAUUUGAACAAUUUUUAGCAGCACUCAUACAAGAAGACAAAGGCAGCAUUGUAUGGUAUGAUCAUGCGGAUGUUGUUCAACCGAUCUUGCAUAAGAAGUUGUGUCAAUUGAUUAAAUUGACAGACAAUCAAAUCUUUGCUUCCCCCAAGAUUUUGUUUCAUCAAAUUCGCUUGAUCAAGAGCGCCUGCGAAAUCGAUUUAAUGCGGGAGAGCUGUAGAAUUGCUUCUGAUGCUAUUGUAAAAACAAUUCAAUCUUCAAAGCCAGGGAUGAGCGAGCAUCAGUUAUUCACUACUGUAGAUUAUGAAUGUCGUAUGCACGGGGCGGAAUACUUGGCGUAUCCUCCCGUCGUAGCUGCGGGCAGGAAUGCAAAUGUAAUACAUUAUAUCAAUAAUAAUCAAAUUAUACAAAGCGGUAAUUUAGUUUUGAUGGAUGCAGGUUGCGAGUAUCACGGAUAUUCAUCCGAUAUAACGCGGACGUGGCCAAUUAGCGGCAAAUUUACGCCGGAACAAAAAGUUCUUUAUGAAAUAGUACUCGAUGUGCAAAAAAACUUGAUAAAGAGCCUGAAGGAAAUGCCGUCGUUGGAUAAUGCAUUCCGCCAUAUGUGUUUUCUUCUGGGAGAACGGUUGCAAGAAAUUAACGUGAUACCGAAGAAUAUAGAGGAAAGUAAAUUAUUAGCAGCUGCAUACGCAUACUGUCCGCACCAUGUCAGUCAUUAUCUUGGAAUGGAUGUGCACGACACAGGAAAAAUAUCCAGAAGCGUAAAGAUACAGCCUGGAAUGAUAAUUACAAUGGAACCUGGUGUGUACAUAAAUCCGAAGACUCCUUACGCACCGUCACACUUCCAUGGUUUAGGUAUACGUAUAGAAGACGAUAUUUUAGUAACAGAAAAUGGCCCAGAAAUCUUGACGAAAAACUGUCCAAAGGAGGUAGCGGAAAUCGAAGCUCUAGCAAGCUAAAAGUCAAGAAGUCAGUUUAAUACUCUCAAUGUACAUAGUAAAACAAUAUGCUUCUAUUUUUUAUUUACAUAUAUAUAUAAAAAGUAUAAGUAUAUGGGAGUAAAUACGCGGACAAUUGCAUUAAUUGUAUAUGAAAAUAAGGGAGUCUUUGCUUUCGAAUAUACAAUCUAGAUAUAUUUUUUAUACAUAUAUAAAAUAAUUGAAUUUUUUAUAUUCUUCCAAACCCGACUUUCACUUACUAUGACGCGUUUAUUUCGUAGAUGAUUAUGUCGAAAAAUUGCUUUGUACAACAUGACUCUAUGUACAUAUAUGCCUGUGUAUUAUAAAGUUAUAUAUUAUCUUAUUUAAUAAGGAUUCAAACUAAUAAAAUUGUAUAAUACGUAGAGACCUUCAAUACUUGGCACUUCUUUUAUUUUAGAUAACAUAUUUUAGAUAACAUACAUUUUAGUAUAAAUUCAUACAAAGAAAACUUCUUAUAUUAUUCGAAAAUUUGUUUAAGUGGAAAUAAACGAAUAUUGCAUACUUGAAACCAGUAAAGUAUUACUAGAAUCAAUAACAGUAGAGUAUAUACGAAAAGAGUUAACGCGAUCAUUGGUACAAAAAUAUUCAGGUCGUAUCACAAUCUAUGGCACAAUCGCACUGUUACUUUAAUGAGAUAAGUAUUGUAUUUUGAUCCGCAUGGAUGGGCAAAUACGUAUGAAGAAAAAAAUAAAAAACAAUUGCUUUCUACAAAGUGCUUUAGCAAUAGUAGCAUUCAAAAUGAAUGAAUACACUAAAAUAUG